AUGGCGAGGAAGUUUCUGCUGCCGCCGUUUCUGGUGGUGUCAGAGGUCGUACCGUCUGCUGUCGCGUCUCCUGCUGCCGACGGAAGAGCAGCGGUAUGCUUGUUCGGCGACGUUCGUACAGUGGGGCACACGUGGCCAGACGGGAUGCUGCUCGAUUUCGACGAAGAAAACGUCGACCGGUGGAUGCGCGGUUCUCCGCCUCCCGGUGGGUCGCUUGAGAAGUUCGGCAACAACGCCGCCUCCGUGCACCAGCAUCUCUAUCCGGUUCUCGCGGACAACGGCGGUUUCGACGUCUUCGCGAUCACGUUACCGAGUCGACCGCUGUGGAAAUACAUGCUUUUUGCGCCAAGUACUGUGUCCUCAGCAACAGACGCAAAUCAGAGUGUCGAGCCGCCAGGGUUUUACCUCUCUCACGAGCAAUCAGCCACAGCAUUUGAAGGCAGUGUCCCUCGCGACGAUAGCACCAUCAGACUUGUGCCCCAUAUUGCGAAGGAGCAGCCGCUUUGUGGGAUAAGCAUAGGUCCAAACGCAAAAGAACACAUCAAUCCUCUUUGCAAGAAGCGCGUGAUGAUGUACCAGAAAAGCGAGGAACCAGUUGCACAGACGAAAAAGACCCCAUUUGACCCCAAGGAUCCGAAGUGGAGCACCUUCAUGUGGAAACGCGGGUCCGCCACCUGGCGCUCUUCGGUCGGUAUGAACACCGAUGUGGCGAACUGCUUCAAGCUGAUCCAGCGACGGGAAAACGAACUAGGGUACCAGUACCGCUACAUAAUACGACUUCGCCCGGAUAUGGUCUUUCUGUCCUCGUUUCCGAGUCCUCGAGAGCUCUUCAUGAACAAGCGGGGAAGCAGCGCUGAAUCCGGCGAUCAGCUCCCAGGCGCAGCUACUGUUCCAAAGGCAACGAUUUUUGUGAACUCGGUGAGCACGUAUUGCUGUGGUAACCCCGAUCUGUUCGCGAUCGGCUUGCGCGAGGCCAUGACGACGUGCUACACGAACAUGGAAGACUUUUGGGGAGAGGUGAACGAGUGGUUUCCGCACACUAACACGUCCGCGUGGCUCUACAAUCGCCCGGAGAUGAGCCAGAAGUGGAGCAACAAACCCCGGCUGGACUCCAUCAGCCUGCGCUGGACCCCGGAAGACUGGAAGUACGCCUUGUGUGAGCAUUUGGGAGUGACGUUGGAGCCUUUGGAUAGUAUCAACAUGACACUGCUGCGUUCGAAUUUGACGGGCCGGCACGCGCGGUUCAUCGAACCAAAUACCGACUCUGUGGCAGAUCCCCUCACGCAGUGGGUUGUGUAG
Messenger RNA from Amoebophrya sp. A120, 1299 nucleotides. The record is from the annotation of a GenBank genome assembly. Lineage: Eukaryota; Dinophyceae; Syndiniales; Amoebophryaceae.